This is a messenger RNA of Zootoca vivipara (common lizard), 572 nucleotides long. RefSeq names its product transmembrane protein 220 (gene TMEM220). Lineage: Eukaryota; Metazoa; Chordata; Lepidosauria; Squamata; Lacertidae. The record is from RefSeq and is a predicted model, not a curated record.
GCGGGGCGAGCGAGCAAUGGAGGCCGCCGCCGCUUCGUUGCCUAGGCUUAAGCGGGAGUCGCUGCCGCCGCCUCCUUCCGCGGGUGCCAGCAGCCGGGUCUGGAGACUUAGCAACUUGGUCAUGGCCGUCUUCUUUGGACUCGCCGGGGCCGUGCAGGUCAAUGACCCAGAUCCAGGACUCUGGAUAGUUGCCUACUCUGUACCUGCAGCUCUCACACUGGUUGUCAGCCUCAGUCCACCAAUUGCAGACAAUAUUGUGUGGCGGAGUCUGUCAGAUCUACAUUCAGCUGCUUGUCUUGUGGGUUCUGCCAUCUUGGGGUAUUCCUUGUUUACUAACGCUCAGAAAAGCAUCUUGCAUGAGGAAGAAGGCAGGGAGUUAUUUGGUCUGUUGAUUGUUACCGUCUGGAUGAGCCUUUGUCGUUGUUCAGCCAAAAAUUCCCUGGGUGGGGUUCACUUGGCCAUUGCAAUCUUCCUCUCCCUUUUCCCCUUUGUAAUGUGGCUGUACAUCUACAUGAAUGCAGAGAUGCGAACAUCCUGGCCGUCUCACUGUAAAACAGUUAUUUAAGGUGGAA